UAGCAAUAUCCACCAGUAGCCUUGAUGUCAUAGAGUGAGCCAGUUCUUAGUUUUAUAAUAUUCAAUUUUUUAGCAAAAUCAUGUGUUUUGUUCAGUGAUUGUCUAGUUUUGCUUAGGUACUAGAUUCGUGUCAAAUGACACGAUAAAAUAUGAUGGCUCCAAAUACCGAAGAAAAGAAACCAGUUAGUCUUCUGCCCAUGGACUUGGCUGAGACUAAUAACGGAAAAACUGACCUCAAGUGGUACCCUGUAUUACAAAAAUUACUAGCAAUACUAAUUAUAAUUUUAUUUGCUGUUGGAUUUUAUAUUUUGAUAAUAAGGCUUCUACAAAAUGAUGACAACAUUCACAAUACAGAAAUUAUUGUCGUCUCAGCACUACGUGAAGGACAAAACAUGUCAAUUUUACAAGACAAAAUGGAAAUAUUUUUCCAAUUAAAUAAUAAAACAUUUUCUAACAAACGAAAAAAAAGAGAAACCAUCUCAGUGCCUAAAAAUACUGCAGGUCAUACCAGAACAAGUAAUCAAAUAAAAUUUAAAGAUAAUGAAAUACAAAGGCUACGUAAAUUGAUGUCGGAACACGAUGUUUUAUGUAAUGAAGAAAGUCAUAAAGAAGCUUGCAAAGAACUAGUAAUGAAAAUAAAAUUGCUUACGGAAAACAGUUUUACAGGUCAUGUUGAUAAUAAUAAUGGUGACUUAGAUACAAAAAAUACUGUAGGAGCAAAUAAUGAAAAUAAAUCCGAUGAAAACACUGCAGAUAUAUCAAAACGAGAAACAGCUUAUAAUUUGGUGAGGCCGACGAAAAGUGUGACGAUGGAAAGGGACACAGACUCUUUUGGGAUUCCUAACCAAAUAAGUCAUCCACAUUUAGCUACUUUUCCACGUGAAUCACGUAAUUCACAAUUAACAGAUACAUGUUUAUUAGCACGUCUCAUGAGACAGAGUUUUCCAGAUUUGCAAGGUGUAUACGACAAUCCACAGUUAGACUAUCAAUCACAAAUAUCGCCGUACUCUUCAAGACAUGUUCCAUCAAGUUACUACUCUUCUCAUAAUCAGGAUCGCGAAGUUGAUUCACACAAACAUAAACCACAUCCUCAAGAUAUUGCAAUUGCUAUGCGAUUUAUAGAACCCAAGCACGAUAAUAUCACUACUAAAGAUGCAUCAGUAAAUUUUUCUGUUAAUGAAGUUGAAUGUCCUGUUGGCACUAUUUCCUGUAACGAUGGCAGUGCCUGUGUUGAAGAGAAACAGUGGUGCGACGGAAAAGUAGAUUGUAGUGACGUGAGCGAUGAAGCACGAUGCACAUGCAAAUCAAGAGUAGAUGUCGCAAGAAUAUGUGACGGCUAUUUUGAUUGUCCAUUUGGUGAAGAUGAAAUGGGUUGUUUUGGUUGUAGUGAAAGCACAUUUAGCUGUGAAGAUGUAAACUCUCAUGAAGACUCAAGAAGUACGUGUUUUUCCAAAGAACAAAGAUGUAACAACAUAGUUGAUUGCCCAAACCAUAAAGAUGAAAUUGAUUGCAGUAUGCUAGCGCCUAGUUUACAUAAGAAGCCUCUUUUUGCAAUAUCCAACACAGAGGGUUUUCUACUUAGAAAUUAUAAAGGAACCUGGUAUGCAGUUUGUGAUAACCCCUAUAUGUGGGCCCACGAUGCUUGUCGCCGUGAAACGGGGCUAAUAAUAAGGCCGCCUUUUAUUCAAGUCUUGUCGAUCGAUCCACUACUAAAGGUUGACUAUAUAAGCACUGUUCCUGGAGGAUUAAUUCAUACGAGCAACACGUGUCUUAACUCCUCUGCUGUAUAUGUCACAUGUCCUGAUUUGCUAUGUGGAACGAGGAUGCUCACCCCAUCACAGCUAAUAAAAGAGGACGCUGCAAUAGAAAGUCGUCUCUUCGGUCGUAAUAAAAGAUUUCUUCUCCCAUAUCCUGCCAUAUUUUACGGCGGCCGAGUGAAGAGAUACGUUACAAAUAAAAACGCAAACUCUGAUUUGAUUUUUAAAUAUUUAAGUAAAGGCAGGGUUGAUGAAACAAGGAAUAAGAGGUCAGAGGGUAGAGUUGUAGGUGGUAAGCCAAGUCAGCCGACAGCAUGGCCAUGGAUGGUUGCAUUAUACAGAGAUGGAAUGUUUCAUUGCGGAGGAGUUAUUAUUAAUCAAAAUUGGAUCAUGACAGCAGCGCACUGUGUUCAUAAAUUUUGGCAACACUAUUACGAAGUGCAAGUUGGUAUGCUGCGUCGUUUUUCAUUUUCACCUCAAGAGCAAAACCAUCGUGUAACUCACAUAAUUGUCAAUCAGAAUUAUAAUCAAGAGAAUAUGAAAAACGAUCUUUCUCUAUUAAGAGUUAAACCUGGUAUACAGUUCAGUCGAUGGGCGAGGCCAAUUUGUUUGCCAAGCCGUGAGGUGGCUGGUAGUGACUGGAAAUGGGGACCGGCAGCUGGAACCAUUUGCACUGCUGUAGGCUGGGGAGCCACUGAAGAGAGGGGACCUGAUCCUGACCACAUGCAUGAAGUAGAAGUUCCUAUCUGGGAGCGUUGUAAACACGAAGAAGAUCAAUCUGGAAAAGAAAUAUGUGCAGGUCUAAUGGAAGGGGGAAAGGAUGCGUGUCAAGGCGAUAGUGGUGGUCCACUAUUGUGUAGAAAUCCUAUAAAUACACAACAGUGGUAUGUGGCAGGAAUUGUAAGCCAUGGUGAUGGGUGUGGCAGGAAAGACGAGCCUGGUGUUUACACGAGAGUCAGUUUAUUUGUACCCUGGAUAAAGUAUCAUAUUUCUUCAAAAAGAUUACCUGUAAUACAGCCAAAGCAAGAGUGUCCGGGUUUUAGAUGUGAUUCGGGAAUAUUAAAAUGCUUACCUAAAAAAAGAAUGUGUGAUAAAAUAAUAGAUUGCCUUGAUGGUGAAGAUGAACUGAACUGUGAUGUCGAUACGUUAUUAGAACAACCCGAAAAAAGUUUGAUCGAAGAAAAUCCACCUCUUACGAGAAAAGUCAGUGAAAAAUCAAACGAAAAUAAAUCAAAAGAAAAGGAGAAAAAUGAUAACUCUGCAUCAUCUGAAAAAAACAGCAUAGAAGAUACUAAAAAACUUAUUAAAAUAACUACAGAUAAGUCACAAUCUACAAGUUUAUUUGAUGAUUCAAAAGAGCUCAGUAACGAAGAAAAUUUUCAAAUUGAAAGCACGACUUUAUUCAACGGCCUUCUUGAGAACUCUACAGUAGCGCAUAACAUCCUAAAACUAGUGACAGACCUAGAUACAAGCGCCAAUGAUUUAAAAUAUGCUUCUACUGUAGAAUUUUCAAAUAUAGAUUAUUCACAGGAAGUUGGCAAAGAAGAAAAUGUUGAUGAAAAUAUUACUUUAGAUCCAAUUAAUUUUUCAACAAAUGAGGAGCCAGAACAACAUUCAGUAAAAAUAGAUACCUCUAAAUAUCCAUUGCAAUCAAUGUCGUCGAUCGUUGAAAACAACUCAUAUGAAGUGAUUAAAAAAGAGAUGUCUGAAGAUAAUAAGCUAAUGACAACGACUGUGGUAACACAUUCAUCGCUAAGUACACUGGCACAUUCUAAUGAUCCAACAACGACAGAUAAUUAUGAAUUUAGUAAUAAUCUGGAGCAUCCCUUACAUAAUAUAGAAAGUGACAAAAUUAAAACAACUAAUGAGUCUCAUGAAUUAAUCGUAGAACUUUUGCCACAUUCUAAUUUCAUUAGUGAUGAUAUAAAAAAUACACAAUCAGAAAAUCAUAGACAUGAUCAGGAAUUAUCGGUAACAAAUCAUGUAGAGAAUAAUACCGAUGCCUCAAAACGUCUGGACUCUAAAGACAGUAUUAUUAAGAUAGAGGAUAUAACAUUUUUAGAGCUGGAACCGGCGAAAAUAAGAAAAAAGCAUUUGACACCAUUGGAAUUCCAAUGUGGGCGUAUUUACCAAAUUGUGCCCUAUGCUACUCGUUGUGAUCAUAAAGCAGAUUGUGAAGAUGGAACUGAUGAAUUAGAUUGUGCAUGCUUAGACUAUUUAACAAACUAUGACAGUAAGUUGAUAUGUGAUGGAAACUUUGACUGUGCUGAUGGACAAGACGAAAUUGAUUGUUUUACGUGUGAGGAAAAUCAUUUUCUAUGUAAACGUAGUCAAAUUUGCUUGGAUAUGAAAUACAUUUGUGAUGGGACACCUCAAUGCCCACUAGGAGAGGACGAAUUAGAUUGUUUCACUUUAUCAAAUGGAAAACAUAUUAUACAUGAUCCAAAUGGCAGACCGCAGGUCAAUUUGGAAGGAUAUAUAACGAAAAAGCUUGUCAAUAAUAAUGAUUGGCAAAUAGUGUGUGAAAAAGAUAUGCCAAUUAAAACACAAGAGGAAUCCGCUAAUCAUAUUUGUCGCUAUCUUGGUUUUAGUGCCGCUAAUAGAUAUUUAAUGAAGUACAUUAAUAUGAAAGAUAGUGCGGUAAGUUCUGUAGGAGAUUACAAAAAAAACAAACGGGAUAUUGAUACAAAAAUUCCGGUACAGUUUACGUUUAAAACUGAAAAUAGUAAUAAUUCGCAUAAAAACAUUAUUAUUAAUGAACCUGAAAUAAUUAAGGAAGAAUGUGUACCUAACAUUACGAAAACUUGUAUGACACUUUACGUAUACUGUGACCAUUCUUUGUUUACACAUUUUGAUGUAACUCAAGAUCUUCGCACCAGUAAAAAUAUGGGAGACGAUUCUUUAUUUAUGUGGCCAUGGAUCGCCAAAUUAUAUGUGGAUGGAAAGUAUAAAUGUACGGGUGUAUUAGUAGAUUUGUCUUGGGUUUUAAUCAGUCACUAUUGUCUUCAAAGUUACACUUUGAGCCAUCACUAUAUAUCCAUUGUACUUGGAUCACAUUAUACACUAGAUUCUACGAUAGGUCCAUAUGAACAAGUUUAUCAAGUCGAUGCAAAGAAAGAUUUAUAUCGAAGUAAAGUUAUCCUCCUUCAUUUGAAAGAGCCUGCACAAUAUACUGUUAUGGUAAAGCCAAUGGUCGUCAUGUCUUCAUUUUCUGAAGACACGAAAAAUACAAUAUGUGUGACCGUUGGACAGACUAAAAAUAAUAAAACAUUUAAUGUGUUCCUAAAAGAAACAGACGAUUGCGAUUUACACAACCGAUGUUUUAUUCGACAAAGGAACGAGAGCACAUGCUAUUUGGACGCGGACUCUCAAUGGGCUGGAAUAAUUAGUUGUCAUACGAAGCAAGGAUGGUACCCAGCAGCAUCCUUUGUAGAAAAGGACAUCAAUUGUGCUAAUCGAAUAGUUGGUACAGAUAUUGGGAAUCUCAAACACGAAAUUAAAUAUUACGAAGAAAAACCCUUAUCAAAUUCCUUGGAAGAAAAUCUACUCGAUGACUGUGAAGGUACUCGAUGUCAAAGAGGCAAGUGUGUGGAGUUACAAAAUGUUUGUGAUGGAGUCACAGACUGUGAAGAUGCCACCGAUGAGUCCAAGGAAUCCUGUAGAAAAAAACACGAUAUUUGUACGCACGACCCUCUUCAUCGUGGAUGUGAAUGUCCAGUUGGCCAAUUAAAAUGUUACAAUGGCCGGUGUAUUCUAAAAGAGUUGUUCAAAGAUGGUCACGACGAUUGUGGAGACGGCACCGAUGAGCCCGGACAUACCAAAUGUUCAGACUAUCUCAGACGUGUGAUGCCGUCGAGGCUUUGUGAUGGAAUCCUGCACUGUCAUGACCGAAGUGAUGAAGAUCCGAUGUUCUGUAAAUGUCAUGCGAAAAAAGGAUUUAAGUGUACAGCAUCAUCUACGCACAUGGAAGAUUACUGCGUCGCAUUUGACAUGGUGUGCGAUGGUAUGCGUGAUUGUCCAAAUGGUGAAGACGAGAAGAAUUGUAUUGGUCUGAUUGCACCUAGAGGAACUCCACAUGGCACGGGAGAAGUGGCAAUACGGUCUCACGGAGUGUGGCACUCGAAAUGUUAUCCUACACAGAACCACACCAGAUCCCAAUUAGAAGCCAUUUGUCGAGAAGUCGGCUUCAUCAGUGGUCACGCGAAACAACUGCCAACUCUGGGAGUUCCUCAUCAACACAACAAAGUUGUUGUUGAUACAUUUUCGGAUAUAGCACUCAACAACAACACUAAUAUCAAGUUAAGGAACAGUAAUGCGCCUAUAGCUCGAACAGUUGUUGAAGAAAAUGAGAAUUGCUAUCCAGUUUUUAUAGAAUGCCUGUAGCGUUAGUAGUCAUAAUGUGCUACUGCUAGCAAUCAGAAUUAGAAAUAAAAUUAAGUAAUAAUAAGAGUACGAAAUAAAAUAAGUAUUUUAAUUAUAA
Maniola jurtina (meadow brown) is the source of this 6237-nucleotide messenger RNA. It is a transcript of the gene ndl, whose product is annotated as serine protease nudel. The coding region runs from base 150 to 6140 and encodes 1996 amino acids. Gene Ontology annotation, cellular component: membrane. Gene Ontology annotation, biological process: proteolysis. Lineage: Eukaryota; Metazoa; Arthropoda; Insecta; Lepidoptera; Nymphalidae. The record is from RefSeq and is a predicted model, not a curated record. The transcript is spliced from 26 exons. Gene Ontology annotation, molecular function: serine-type endopeptidase activity; protein binding.